AAUCAUAACUCAUCCCUGUGUGUUGUUUUCUUCCUACAACAAUCACCAUAACUAACUGUUAAAGUAAAAUCAAGAAAGAAACUGCCUUUGUGCCACAAUUCAGCGUUGUUUUUUGUGAUUUCAUGUUGAUCAGGAAAAUGCCUCCUCUCGCCCUCUCCUCCCGUUUCCGGCAAUCCAUCACGCCAGAUGCACUCCGAUCGUAUCUCGCCGAAUUCAUCUCCACCUUCUUCUUCGUGUUCGCUGUCGUCGGCUCUUCCAUGGCGUCGAAGAAAUUGACCCCUGAAGCAGAGGGCGACCCGUCAAGUCUAGUAACCGUAGCCAUCGCCAACACCUUCGCGCUCUCCUCCGCCGUCUACAUCGCCGCCGGAGCCUCCGGCGGUCACGUCAACCCCGCCGUGACGUUCGGAAUGGCCGUCGGCGGCCACAUCAGCGUCCCCACCGCACUCUUCUACUGGCUGUCCCAGAUGUUGGCCUCCGUCUUCGCUUCCCUCGUCCUCCGAGUCAUGACUGUUUCCCAACGUGUUCCGACGUACGCGAUUGCGGAGGAAAUGACGGGAUUUGGGGCGUCGAUGCUGGAAGGGCUUUUGACAUUUGUGUUGGUGUACACGGUCUACGCUUGCAGUGACCCGAGACGUGGGCCGUUGGUCGCGAUUGGGCCGCUGGUGAUUGGGCUCACGGCUGGAGCGGGUGUGUUGUCGGCUGGGCCGUUCUCGGGCGGGUCGAUGAACCCGGCUUGUGCUUUCGGGUCGGCCGUCAUCGCCGGGAAGUUGAAGAACCAGGCGGUUUACUGGGUCGGGCCGUUGAUCGGAGCGGGCGUUGCGGGGCUUGUUUAUGAUAACGUUGUGUUCCCGCCUGAAGUCCCGGCGGUUUCCAUUAGAGGGGUUUCCGAUGCCGUCGGCGUUUGAUUCUUUUGUAAUUCUGUUUGGGACCUGUUUGUAAUAUUUCCCCGUUUUUUCUGUCUAUUAUUUUAUAAUUUUUUUUCUCAUUCUUUUUUUUGAUAAUGAUGAUAUAGAUUUUAUUAGUAAAAAACUAUCACUAAACCAU
Messenger RNA from Linum tenue, 1044 nucleotides. Lineage: Eukaryota; Viridiplantae; Streptophyta; Magnoliopsida; Malpighiales; Linaceae. The record is from the annotation of a GenBank genome assembly.